Messenger RNA from Nerophis lumbriciformis (worm pipefish), 3800 nucleotides. It is a transcript of the gene creb3l1, whose product is annotated as cAMP responsive element binding protein 3-like 1. Gene Ontology annotation, molecular function: DNA-binding transcription factor activity, RNA polymerase II-specific; cAMP response element binding. The record is from RefSeq and is a predicted model, not a curated record. NCBI's taxonomy places the organism in Eukaryota, Metazoa, Chordata, Actinopteri, Syngnathiformes, Syngnathidae. Gene Ontology annotation, biological process: regulation of transcription by RNA polymerase II.
AGUUUUCUGACCGUGCGCGCGUGUUUGUGUGUUGCGUCGCGCGCGGUGGGCGGGGCUUCGCUGAAUAUUCAUCAGCGCGCGGGGAGCUCCGUCCCCCCCGAGUCACAUUCACAGAAAGCUGAAGGAGGCUCGGCUCUCCAGCAGCUGGAUGGCGAUAUGACACACACGUGAACUACCCACCACUACUGACCGAACCCCGUCCUCCGUGGACGACGGUACCGCUUCCCCGGUGUCGUGACAGCUGCCCGGAACCUUUUUUUUUUUUUUUUUUUUUUGAAUGACUUCUUACCGCUACAAUGAUGGAGUCCAUUUUAGACACUUUGACAGCAGACAAACUCUACUCGUCCGGAGGCACCAACCUGUUGGACCUGGAGGAACUCAACGACGGAGAUUUCCUCACCAACGUGCCCUUCUCAGGAGACCAGAUGGACGACUUCAGCAGUGAAUUAUUCAGCAGUUUCUUUGAGGACCACCUGUUAGAGCGCCCCCUGCUGGCCGACAGGCAUUCCCUCCUACACAUGGACAUGGACAGCAGCCCAGACAUCCAAGCAGAGCACAGCUAUUCUUUGAGUGAAGACUCCGCCCCCCAGAGCCCCGCCCUGUCAGUCAAGAUGGACGAAGACUCUGAGUUUGAAUGGAACUUCAGUCAGGACCUGUCUGCCAUUUUAGUGAAACAGGAGGAGCCUGACGUGGGUCAGAGGUCAGAUCCGCAGCCUGUUGAAGGCCCAGCUUUUAUUCUAAGCCCCGCCCCUCCGCGGAGAGCAUCACCAUGGAGACACACAGUGCGCAGUCCGGACGACGUCAAGCCCGUGGCUAUCAAAGAUGAACCCAAAGAGAUGGGACAGUACCUCAGCCUGCCCAGUGAUGACGCCCUCCAGCUGCCACCCACCCCGCCAAGCAGUAACCACGGCGACAGUGAUGGUUCCCUACCGCCUUCCUCCCCGCUCCUCCCUCUGCCUCCGUCUUCCCCGCAGCCCCAACAGAGGCCAGCGGGUCGUGGCUCCUUGUCCUCCUCCUCAUCUACAGCCAUCUCGUCUUCCCCUCUACUAACCGCACCACACAAGCUGCAGGGUUCCGGACCCCUCAUGCUGACGGAGGAAGAAAAGCGGACUCUGGUCGCUGAGGGAUAUCCUGUACCCAACAAACUUCCUCUCACUAAGAGUGAAGAGAAGGCGCUGAAGAGAGUCAGACGGAAGAUAAAAAACAAGAUCUCAGCUCAGGAGAGUCGGAGGAAGAAGAAAGAGUAUGUGGAAUGUCUGGAGAAAAAGGUGGAUAACUAUACGUCAGAAAAUGGUGACCUGUGGAGAAAAGUGGAAAACCUGGAGACUGCGAACAGGACUCUCCUACAGCAGCUUCAGAAACUCCAGUCGCUUAUUUCAGGGAAAGUUGUCCCACGCUCUUGUAAAAUGGCCUCAACUCAAACAGGGACGUGCCUCAUGAUGAUGGCCUUGUGUUUUGUCCUGGUUUUGGGCUCCUUCUCUCCUCGCCUCUCCUCCCUCUCUUUCAUAACUGAUGCCACAUCCUCCUCCAUACAAGCCCCUUCCCCUCCCUCUACCCAGUCAGAGGACCUAUACACCACCACUCAGGUCCGAUCCCGUAGCCUCCUCUUCUUCGAUGGAGGAUCUCCACUAGAGGAUGCACCAAAGACAUUACUAGUGGAGAGGAUAGAGUCACAAAGUAGCUUUCAGACGAGCCGCUACACAGCUGAUCCUCACAGGAACAACACAAGCGGGCCCAAGUUGGACCACAGAGAAACGAAACCAAAGGAGGUUUCAGAAUUCUUCUGACAGACAACCUGAAGCAUCAUUCCCGUCACAUCCCAGAAGAUACCGACUGCAAUAGCCGCCCCCCUCAAACUUCAUGGCAGCCACCCCUUACACAAAGUUUACCUGCUCGUAUUUAUUAUGAUAAUGUAACUUUGAGUUGAAGUGAAUGACAUCAUAGAUCUCAUUCAUGCAAGCACGUAUGGACCUCCACUGUGUUUUUUUUAUUUCAACUUGUGCAUUCACUGACACCCACCAACAUGUUCUAAACUAGGCAUGUUGGUGUCCUUCUACACAGGAAGUCAUUUAAGUGCCUUCCACUUGCGUUUGUCCACUUAGCCUUAAAUAAAAGGCUUAAGGAGACAACCAAAUAACCCCUCUAAGGAUUAGAGCAUUUUAACAGACCAGUUCAUCUAUGUGUGAGGUCUAAUCAACUUGAAUUCAAAAAUUACAACCAUAUUUUCAUAUUAGAGAUAUCUGACAGACGGUGGGAAAAGUGACAUACAUGUAUUUUUAUGGAGUUCAAAAAUGUAUAUAUAAUAUAUUUGCAGCAUCAAAAUCAAGCAUAUUUAAAUUAUGCAACAAAAAAAAAUACGUGUACUGAUUUUAACAGUUUGUAUUGUCUUGUUUUUUUAAAUAAUGUAAAAGAGACAAAAAUUACAUUGGUUCGUAAUAUAUUGCAAGCAUUAAAAAAAAGCUAAUUUGCUUUUUUCUUGCAUAAAACAAUGACAUGUUGUGUUGACCAUUGGUGGUGUAAUUCAAGUGCUGUUUUGUGAGCGUCAAACUGGGGGUUUGUGUCAUUUUCCCCUGAAUUUUGUUUUAUCGCACAAAAAAGAAAUCCUUAAAAUGAAAGACACAUUGAAGUCAGGGCAAAAGUAUUCAACAUUGACCCAAAUUUCCACAACCUAACUGGAUUGUGACAUUUAAGUUUAAUGUCAAAUAUUCUUGUGCGACAGUAAUGUAUCUUCUAUUUAUUUAUGUCUGUAGAAAGAGCAUGUAUAUUGAUGAAUUACAAAAAAAGAAGAAGCCCUACUUCAGGUGGGAAAUAAUUUUCUCCAUCAUUGCUCUGAUCAUCCAUCCAUUUUCUACCACUUAUCCCUCUCGGGCUUGAGAAUAAAUGUAAACAUUUCAGUGCGCUCUAAAGUCCUAUGUCCCCCAAACACCACACUGAUGGUUGUAUUUGGUUUGGUCUAGUCCAGUGGGCAGCACGGUGGAAGAGGGGUUAGUGCGUCUGCCUCACAAUACGAAAGACCUGAGCAGUCCUGGGUUCAAUCCCGGGCUCUGGAUCUUUCUGUGUGGAGUUUGCAUGUCCUCCCCGUGACUGUGUGGGUUCCCUCCGGGUACUCCGGCUUCCUCCCACCUCCAAAAACAUGCACCUGGGGAUAGGUUGAUUGGCAACACUAAAUUGGCCCUAGUGUGUGAAUGUGAGUGUGAAUGUUGUCUGUCUAUCUGUGUUGGCCCUGUGAUGAGGUGGCGACUUGUCCAGGGUGUACCCCGCCUUCUGCCCAAUUGUAGCUGAGAUAGGCUCCAGUGCCCCCCGCGACCCCGAAGGGAUUAAGCGGUAGAAAAUGGAUGGAUGGAUGGAUAGUCCAGUGGUCCUUAACCUUGUUGGAGGUACCGAACCCCACCAGUUUCAUAUGCGCAUUCACCGAACCCGAACCGUAAUCGUAAAAUUAUGUUAUCAUAUUAAAGAAAUACUAAUAAAGAUGUAUUUUACAAACAGAAAGUUACAGGAAUGUACACGAUCCCAUGUUUACAUCUCAUUGUGCAACAUGUGAAUGUUUUAGUAGGAACUAAAUGCGAUAUCUGAAAGGGUUACACAUUAUUUCCAAAACAGGACCCCCACCCAGACAUAUAAUACUAGUACACAGCUCAUGAAAAACAACAUGUUAUAGUCAUUGUAAGUGGGCCAAAACAUUUAUAUUAGAAAAUAAUCUCAUGGAAAUGACUGCUGUCAUUUGAUUAUAAUAAUAAAACAUUGAACGUGUUAUUUAGUCAGGUUAGGGACAGGUGUGCUGCAGGUGUGACCACAGUGCA